Molecule: messenger RNA, 1590 nt
Organism: Salmo salar (Atlantic salmon)
Lineage: Eukaryota; Metazoa; Chordata; Actinopteri; Salmoniformes; Salmonidae
Gene: tatdn3l
Product: TatD DNase domain containing 3, like
Molecular function (GO): hydrolase activity, acting on ester bonds
Source: RefSeq, a predicted model, not a curated record
ACCAGGAAGUGGAAUCCACAAUAUUUCUUUUGCGUGACAAUUUGGGGAGAGCAUUGCAGAGCAUGUUUCUAUGAAAAUUCUAGCCUAUUUAGUCCCAAUCUCUCCAACUUUAAAUAAAUUAAGUUAUCCAUGAAGGGCUUUAUUGACUGCCACUGUCACAUCUCUGCAGGAGAUUUCGACAAUGACAUAGAAGAUGUGAUUGAGAAUUCUAAAAAGGCUGGGCUUUUAGCACUACUAGCAGUAGCAGAACAUGUUGGAGAGUUUGAAAAGAUUAUACAGCUGUCACAGAGGUUCCCAGGCUUUAUUUUCCCUUGUUUAGGUGUCCAUCCUAUACAGGGGACAGCUCCUGAGCCACAGAGAGGAGCCUUACUCCAGGAUUUAGAUGCUGCUUUGCCCCUGAUAGAGAAAUUUAAAGACCAUCUUGUUGCUAUUGGGGAGGUAGGCUUGGAUUUCACCCCCAGAUUUGUCAGUGGUGACGCAGACAAAGACAGUCAAAGACAGGUGCUUAUUCGGCAGGCAGAGAUUGCAAAACAACUGGACCUUCCGCUAAAUGUCCAUUCAAGAUCUGCAGGCAGACCUACUAUACACCUGCUAAAGGAACAAGGUGUUGAGAAAGCUCUUCUUCAUGCUUUUGAUGGGAAACCCUCAGUUGCCAUGGAGGGAGUGAAGGCUGGGUAUUUCUUCUCCAUUCCUCCAUCUAUAGUAAGAAGUGAACAGAAGCAGAAGCUAGUGAAACAGCUGCCGUUGGAGAGCAUGUGUCUAGAAACCGAUUCACCUGCCUUGGGUCCAGAGAAACAGGUGAGAAAUGAGCCAAAGAAUAUCUCUGUCUGUGCUGAGUACAUCAGCAAGAUCAAAGGGGUUCCCUUGGAAACGGUGAUGGAGGUGACGACACAGAAUGCCCUGCGUCUGUUCCCUAGGCUCAAGACAUUACUCAGAGCCUGAACAACCAAUUCCGGGUUUCAAUCCAAGGCAUGUUAUAUAGCAGUGCAUGGCUCUUGACCUUUUUAAAGGUAAUUUACGCUUGAGGGAAAUGGAAAGGGGAUACUUAGUCAGUUGUACAACUGAAUGCAUUCAACUGAAAUGUGUCUUCCGCAUUUAACCCAACCCCUCUGAAUCGGAGCGGGGGGGGGGCUGCCAUAAUCGACGUCUACGGCGCCCGGGGAGCUGACAUGCACAGUGUUUACCGUGAAUGUGAUCUCCGCGAACGUCAGGGAAAUUUCCUUUCAAUGGCGCAUGGUGAGCUGUCCAGUGCUCUGCUCUAUAAGAGGCCUUGGAUUGAAUCUCACCCUCUUGGGUGAAGUUCCUGAAAGUCACCACUGUCUCACCUUGGUGUUAUAUCAGCAAGGAUGUAGAGGGAAAUAAGGCAACCGAAAGGCCUACAAACUGAACAGCAUUUAUAAAGACUUUCAAGUUAGAGCUGCUUUUGGACUCUGUAUGCCUUGGAGUUGAGGUGUAGAGUUUAAAAAACAAACUUUGAGAUUGAAAUGUUUCAGUAUUUAUGUUCAUAUCCAACAUCUGUUAUAUAACAAACUAAAUAAAUAUGACAAAUGUAUUUCUUUAAAUAAAUAUGAUCAGAUUUCUUGUGCUACA